Messenger RNA from Xyrauchen texanus (razorback sucker), 2762 nucleotides. Its product is annotated as ATP-binding cassette sub-family D member 3-like. Gene Ontology annotation, biological process: long-chain fatty acid import into peroxisome; peroxisome organization; very long-chain fatty acid catabolic process. Bases 45 to 2018 code for a protein of 657 amino acids. Gene Ontology annotation, molecular function: ABC-type transporter activity; ATP binding; long-chain fatty acid transmembrane transporter activity. The record is from RefSeq and is a predicted model, not a curated record. NCBI's taxonomy places the organism in Eukaryota, Metazoa, Chordata, Actinopteri, Cypriniformes, Catostomidae. The transcript has 23 exons. Gene Ontology annotation, cellular component: peroxisome; peroxisomal membrane.
CCUUCACUGCCUGCCGUCGCUUCCUGAUUGGUUUCACAGUGAACAUGGCGGCUGUUAGUAAGUAUUUGACAGCCGGCAGUUCCUCAGUCGCAGGUGCUCUGCUGUUUGCCGUGUACGUUUUAAAACAGAGACUGUCUACGGAAAGCAAUGGCGAGAAGAAGGCUUCAAAUCCACUAUUUAACAAUAAUAAGGAUGACAAGACAGACAAGGCUGCAGUUGACAAGGUGUUCUUUAGGCGCAUUGGGCAUAUCAUGAAAAUCCUGAUUCCACAGACCAUUUCUAAAGAGUCGGGAUAUUUGCUUCUCAUAGCUGUCAUGCUUAUGGCCCGAACCUACUGCGAUGUCUGGGUGAUCCAUAACGGGACCAUGAUUGAAAGUGCGAUUAUUGGACGUUCAACAACCACUUUCAAAAGAUACUUGCUCAACUUUAUCACAGUCAUGCCUUUUAUAUCACUAGUGAAUAAUUUCUUGAAGCUGGGUCUCGAUAAACUGAAGCUGUGCUACAGAGUGAGACUUACCAGUCACCUUUACAAUGAGUACUUGACGGGGUUCACAUACUACCAAAUUGGCAAUUUGGACAACCGCAUUGCUAAUCCUGACCAGCUGAUAACUCAAGAUGUGGAGAAGUUCUGUAACAGUGUUGUGGAUCUCUAUUCCAACAUCAGCAAGCCUCUACUGGACAUAUUGAUCUACAUCUGCAAACUGAACACAUCCAUUGGUGCACUUGGCCCUGCUACUUUGCUGAGCUAUCUGGUCAUCUCUGGUCUCAUUCUGACGAGACUGCGCAGGCCGAUUGGCAAGAUGACUGUAACAGAGCAGAGGUAUGAGGGGGAGUACAGAUACGUCAACUCUCGUCUCAUCACUAACAGUGAAGAGAUUGCGUUCUAUAACGGGAACAGGAGAGAAAAGCAAACAAUUAAUGGAACCUUUCAAAAACUGGUUGACCACUUGAGUCGCUUCAUACAUUUCCGUUUCUCGAUGGGUGUCAUGGACAGCAUAAUAGCCAAAUAUAUAGCCUUGGUGGUGGGCUACCUGGUUAUUAGCCGGCCCUUCCUGGACCCCACAAACAAGCGACAUCUUAAGAGCACAUACUCUCAGCGGCUUGAGGAAUACUACCAGACCGGGCGGAUGUUGAUGAGUUUGGCACAGGCCUUGGGAAGGAUUGUCCUGGCAGGCAGAGAGAUGACCAGAUUGUCCGGGUUCACUGCACGGAUCACAGAAAUUCAAGAGGUUCUUAAAGAGCUGAAUUCAGGCAGAUAUGAACGGACCAUGAUCUCACAGCGAUCCAAAGACAAUCCAGUUGAGAAAAUCCCUCUCAUCCCUGGGAGUGGAGAAAUCAUCAUCGCAGACAACAUAAUCAAGUUUGAACACAUACCUUUAGCAACACCCAAUGGAGACAUUCUCAUCCAUGAUUUAUCUUUUGAGGUGUCAUCUGGGACAAAUGUGUUGGUCUGUGGUCCCAAUGGCUGUGGAAAGAGUUCACUUUUCAGAGUGCUGGGAGAGCUUUGGCCUCUGUGUGGAGGACGCCUCACAAAACCAGAGCGAGGGAAGUUGUUCUAUGUUCCUCAGAGGCCAUACAUGACAUUGGGUUCCCUUAGAGAUCAAGUGAUUUAUCCUGAUACAAAUGAAGACCAAAAAAAGAAAGGAACAUCUGAUCAGGUGCUGAGGGAAUACCUGGACAAUGUCCAGCUGGGACAUAUCCUGGACAGAGAGGGGAGCUGGGAGAGUGUGCAAGACUGGAUGGAUGUCCUCAGUGGAGGGGAGAAGCAGAGGAUGGCUAUGGCUCGCCUGUUCUACCACAAGCCCCAGUUUGCUAUUCUGGAUGAGUGCACCAGUGCAGUCAGUGUUGAUGUGGAGGACUUCAUAUACAGCCACUGCAGAAAGGUUGGCAUCACACUGUUCACAGUCUCCCAUAGGAAAUCACUAUGGAAGCACCACAAGUAUUACUUGCACAUGGAUGGAAGAGGAAACUACGAGUUUAAACCCAUUACGCUGGAAACCGUGGAGUUUGGCUCAUAAUAUUGACAUGGGCCUUAAACAUGAGCCAAUAUGUGUGUAAAUCGUUCAUUUUCAGCAAUUGAAAUCAACUGAAUUGAAUGCAACAGUUCUAGUAAAAAUAAUUUUACAAACGAUUUACACAAAAAUUAGCUGCUUGUGUUUUAUAAUUCAGGCCCAUUGGUACUAAAUGUGUGAUGCAAUAAUCAUUCUGUACUCCAUGGAAUUCUUUCUUUAUAUACUGUAAGACAUUAUUGUUCAAAUAACUUAACCUCGUCUAAGGGGAAGGAUUGAAACUAUAUCUCUCAGGGAGAGGUUCAAGUACUGUGCAUUAUCUGAAAAGAUUUUUGUAUGGAAUAAGAUUAGGUUUGAUAUGUUUUAAGAAUCAAACAUUUGUAAGUAAAAGAUGUGUUUUUAUGUUGGUUCUUGAUUGUAUUUGUUGAGUGAAACUGGAAUAUUUAAGUCACUGGGUCUGGGCCAUGUUGUCAUCAUUGUCUGGAGUUGUUUGAUUCCUAAAUGUCCUGAACAUAUUGCUGCAUGCCACUGGUGUAAUUAUGAGCAAACCUUAUCUUCAUGUUAGCCGUAUUAUUUUAGUGUAACAGGCUGUAUUUGUAAAUGUUAUUAUAUGGGAAAUUUGUUUUAGGCAAUAAAUAGUCUUGCCUUACAAGAGUAUAUAUACCCUUUACUAAAAAAAAAAACGUACAUUUUAAAAGGUAUUCUGAUAUAUAUAUUUUUUUUUCAAUUAACAAUUUUUAUUGAUUCACAUAU